Messenger RNA from Megalops cyprinoides (Indo-Pacific tarpon), 1352 nucleotides. Its product is annotated as 2-iminobutanoate/2-iminopropanoate deaminase-like. The transcript has 6 exons. Gene Ontology annotation, molecular function: deaminase activity. Gene Ontology annotation, cellular component: cytosol. Bases 172 to 585 code for a protein of 137 amino acids. The record is from RefSeq and is a predicted model, not a curated record. NCBI's taxonomy places the organism in Eukaryota, Metazoa, Chordata, Actinopteri, Elopiformes, Megalopidae.
GACAUACUGGCCAUCAGCUGACCUCUUCCGUGCACAUUUUCUUAACCUCUGUUUCGAGUGGGCAUGGGAGCAUUGGUUGGACAGCGCCAGUAAUAUUUAGCACUGGUAUUUGAGGAGGACCUUGAAAUUUCUUUUGUAUUGAUCGUUCGUCUAGAGGCGAAAUCUCCAGUCAUGUCUGCGAUUGUUAGGAAGAUUAUCAACACCGCAAAGGCCCCAGCAGCAAUUGGCCCAUACAGCCAGGCGGUGCUGGUGGACCGUACUAUGUACAUAUCAGGGCAGCUGGGAAUGGACCCUUCUUCUGGGCAGCUGGUGGAUGGAGGCGUGCAGGCCCAAACCAAGCAGGCUCUUGUUAACAUGGGUGAAAUCCUGAAGGCUGCAGGCUGUGGCUAUGAAAAUGUUGUCAAAACCACCGUCCUUCUGGCCAACAUGAAUGACUUCAACAACGUCAAUGAUGUUUACAAGCAAUUUUUUAGCAGCAGAUUCCCAGCGAGAGCAGCCUACCAGGUUGCAGCCCUGCCUAGAGGUGGGCUGGUAGAGAUCGAAGCAGUCGCCGUGCUGGGGCCCAUCUCUGACGCCUCCUCCUGACUGACUUCCCGAAGCCAGCACAAACUGUAACUAAUAUCUGACACAUACACUGAAACUCCUAGUUGACAGACCUUGAAUUAGACACUAUAUGUAGCUCAGAACAGGUGUUUAAUCUUUAAUGUGUGUGCAGUAUCGUCUAUAGAGAUCAGGUAUGCUGUAGGGACUGGCUGUCAGUAUGUUCAGUUUCGCUUGUUUACUUGCUUAAUUAUCGUCAAACGUAAUUGUAGGCUCUCUAAUCCAGUUUAGAUCAAAGUGAUAGCAUUUUGCUCUGUGUACUGCCCUCAGUGAAAUGGUUUGUUACUGAGCGCUUCACAGAUCGCAUUCCGUGAAAACAAUUCAUGAGAUGACCAACAGGAACACUUUACAUAUGGUUAAGAUAUAAACUCUUCUGCUCCUGAGGGGACGAAGAAAGAAAACCUUCAUGCGAAUCUGUUUGGGAUCAAAGUGUGUUUCUGCUAGGCCGGAAGGCGGCCAUCUUGGCUAUGAUCUGAGCUCCAGACCCUGUCAGUUUGCAGUUUUCCCUCAUUAAAUCGUAAUGAGUAAUGUUUGCUUCCGCCUUCAGGCCAAUUACUGUGUGCUGUGUGUUCACCCAACUCAUGUUUCAGCCAGCUGCAUGGCCUGUUAUGCUUGAAAAGGUCCUGCAGGCAAUGUCUGCAUUGCGUUGCCAUGACCUCUCUGUUCUGACCAAUCACAACAGAACCAGGAAGUGCCUUUUCCGCCCCUCCACUUGCUGCAUUGUAAGAACAAAUAAAUCAUUACCUACUUCU